CAGGCCGUGAAGUAGACACCAGGUGAUCAAGGCAAUGUCUGACUGGGAGGAAGAAUAUGACCAGGAGGGAAGAGCUAUUGAGACCGUCGUUCAAAAAGCUCCUGUUCAGCAGCGGUUCCCGUGCUAUGACCACCCACGGGAAAAGAGUAAUGAAAGCAUCAGGUUUGGAGGCUUCAGGAAAGUCUAUGGAGAUGCUGGCGGCGGCUACAACAACCACCAAAGAGGCGGGAGUGUAAACCGCACUUUAGCCGGGGAUACAGAACGCCGAGGCCCGCGAAAGGAUAGGAGUUUUGAUGGUGAAAACUCGGACUCCUCUCCGACUAUGACGCUCAGCGUGGAGAACUCUUUGAUCGGUAGAAUAAUAGGUCGCGGAGGGGCUAAAAUCCGUGAACUUGAAGAAAGCUCAGGCGCAAGGAUCAAGAUAAAGAAGGGGGAUUAUGAAGGUGAGGUGGUCAUCACUGGGUCAUCUCCUGCUCAGCAGAAGGCCAAGGAGAUGAUCGAGGACCUGGUGGAAAACAGUGGCUCUCAGUUUCACUAUGCUGGUAGGAAAGGAGACUACAGAGGUGGAAGAGGAGGUGAUAGAGGAGAAAGGAGUGGGACAAGUACGUCUGCGGUUCAGUUGGAGGCAUCCAGCGCCCCCGUGCCUCGGUCAACCAUAGACUGGGAUGCUAUCAGGGAGAACAAGGACAAGUACGAGGAGCUCAAGUGGAAAGACCUCCCACCCUUGAAGAAGAAUUUUUACUCUGAAGCAGAGGCUGUGUCCAAGCUCACACCAAAAGAAGUCCAAGAAUGGAGGAAGGAAAACAACAACAUCUUUGUGGACGACCUGAAGGACCAAGGAGAGAAGCGUCCUGUUCCCAAUCCCUGCCGCACAUUCCUGGAGGCCUUUGAACAUUACCCAGAAAUCAUGGAGAACAUUGUGAGAGUGGGAUUCACCAAACCAACUGCAAUCCAGUCCCAGGCCUGGCCGGUGCUGCUGAGCGGGGAGGACCUGAUAGCCAUCGCACAAACGGGAACAGGAAAAACCCUGGCCUACCUGCUGCCGGGGUUCAUACACAUGGACGGACAGCCAGUACCCAGGGACAAGCGCAAAGGUCCAGGCAUGUUGGUGUUGACCCCCACCAGAGAGCUGGCCCUGCAGAUAGAGACCGAGUGCAACAAGUAUCAAUACAAAGGCUACAAAAGUGUCUGCAUCUACGGUGGAGGGGACAGGAGGGGGCAGAUCAACCUGGUCCAGUCUGGGGUGGACAUAGUCAUCGCCACACCAGGCCGACUCAACGAUCUCCAGAUGAAUGAGCUCAUCCAUCUCCAGUCCAUCACCUACCUGGUUCUGGACGAGGCCGACAGGAUGUUGGACAUGGGCUUUGAACCUCAGAUCCUGAAGAUUAUUCUGGACAUUCGUCCUGACCGACAGACCGUCAUGACCAGCGCGACGUGGCCGACUGGUGUGCGUCGACUGUCCAAAUCUUACCUGAAGAACCCGAUGAUGGCCUACGUGGGCACUUUAGAUUUGGCGGCUGUGAACACGGUGCAGCAAACAGUGCUCAUCGUGACUGAAGAGGAGAAAAAGUUUUACAUCUUUGACUUCAUCAGAAACAUGUUGCCUGAGGAGAAAGUCCUUGUCUUCGUGGGCAAGAAGCUCAAGGCUGACGACCUGUCCAGUGACCUGUGUCUGCAGGGUCUGGCGGUCCAAAGUCUCCAUGGCGACCGUGAGCAGUGUGACCGUGAAGAAGCUCUGAGGGACUUCAAAGACAAUCGUGUUCGUAUCCUGGUGGCCACAGACCUGGCGUCCCGCGGCCUGGACGUCAUCGAUAUAACCCACGUCUUUAAUUAUGAUUUCCCACGAAACAUAGAAGAGUACGUCCACCGUGUUGGUCGCACCGGCCGGGCUGGGUAA
Cynoglossus semilaevis (tongue sole) is the source of this 1897-nucleotide messenger RNA. RefSeq names its product DEAD (Asp-Glu-Ala-Asp) box polypeptide 43 (gene ddx43). Gene Ontology annotation, molecular function: RNA helicase activity; ATP binding; RNA binding. Lineage: Eukaryota; Metazoa; Chordata; Actinopteri; Pleuronectiformes; Cynoglossidae. Bases 35 to 1897 code for a protein of 620 amino acids. The record is from RefSeq and is a predicted model, not a curated record. The transcript has 14 exons.